Molecule: messenger RNA, 1066 nt
Organism: Zeugodacus cucurbitae (melon fly)
Lineage: Eukaryota; Metazoa; Arthropoda; Insecta; Diptera; Tephritidae
Exons: 2
Coding region: 148-801 (217 amino acids)
Source: RefSeq, a predicted model, not a curated record
AUGGCGACUUGGACGCAUAAAGCAGCUUCACUACAGCUCCGACGGUCAUGUUCGAGUAGUUGAUCUCCGCACCCAAACCGGAACGCUAACCAGACCGCUCGUCAAAUUAUGCUUUCUGCCAAACGCCGAAGAUAAAGAAACAGCAAUAUGGACGUAGAAAUGGCAUCACCAUCAACGCCAACCAUGCGUUCGGUUGUUCCCGCUCCGCGCCCUGGAACUGCCCCAAUCGCAGCACGCCGGACCACCAUUCCAACCGCCGUGCCUCAACCAACAACAGGCACCACCGCGCCAACGGCCCCGGGCAAUAGCAUGGCAUCAACACCAGCAUCACCCGCACUAACAGCGGAUUUCCAGCGCAUUCGAUGCCCAUUGUGUCGACGCCCGCAUCGACUAUCGCACUGCGGCAUUUUUAAAGGCAUGCCACCGAUGCAACGCCAACAAGUUGCACAGGCACACGGCUAUUGCCUAAAUUGCCUGGGAACUACUCACGCAACGCAGGAGUGCCCGUCCAACAAUCGCUGCCAAAUCUGUGUGCGUUCGCAUCACACGCUGCUGCACCGCACUACCAGACGCGACGCAGGGCGACAAGCGGCUCCUCGCACCAGUGAUAACAUCAGGCGUUCUCAAAGAGCGCCUUUGAUACAAUACCGCCGGCGUGGACCCCCGUCUGCAGAAUCCCGUCACUGGCAACACCGUGCCACAUCAGCACGACGUCAGCAGCCUAGGCCGCACUCCCGCCGGUCAACAGGCCUCAGCAGCGUCGUAGCCACGCUACAGCAGCUACAGCGGCUUCUAGGCUAAAUAUUCGCCUAGGGGGGCCGGGAUGGCUAAAUGAGUCUGAAGGAAGACGCACAGCCAAAUCAUUUCACCACACAGAAACACACCAAUCACCACAUAAUCAAAAGCACCACACUGAUAUGUUACAUUCACCUCAUCACGAGAGAGAACACCACACACACACACACAAACAUACACAUACAUCAACAUGAUGACACCACUCAGCACAAAAGUUCAACAAAAAGGAACGAGAAAGGAUCUCGCGCCACCUUUCGUAGAUAUCAGCCGA